This is a messenger RNA of Lichtheimia ornata, 495 nucleotides long. RefSeq lists its product as uncharacterized. The record is from RefSeq and is a predicted model, not a curated record. Bases 1 to 495 code for a protein of 164 amino acids. NCBI's taxonomy places the organism in Eukaryota, Fungi, Mucoromycota, Mucoromycetes, Mucorales, Lichtheimiaceae. The transcript is spliced from 2 exons.
AUGCAAGGGCUAUGGAUUUCUGGUCAACACACAUCACGGCUUAUGAACAAUGCACAUGGUAACGCUUUGGGUCCUGAGCAGCAUCAGGACCCCAAUCUUACCUUACGAAAAAUCACCAAUACAUCAGCAGGGACUCUCUCAUCCGAUAUCUCCGGCAACAUCCUUCAUCACCUCAUAUCAUCACUCUACAAGAAACCAACGCCAUCGAUCACGACACAACAACAACAUUCAACAUGCUAUUUCGAUCUCAACAAUCUCUUUGAGUCACAUCACCGGCAUCGUAUCACUCGAUUCCGACUUAUCAUUUCAACGUAUAUCAAUCGAUCUCAAGCAACAGCGAUUUCAACAAACGUUUUAUCUUCACCAAAGUCAUCACACAAUCAGACUUUUGCAUCAUUCUUUCUACUCACCUUAUAUGCACCAGCAUCAAGUACAACACAACGUCGAUUGUUUUACACAGCACUUUUGGAUUCACCGAUUUUUCACAUCGAUUGA